AUGCUACCAGAAUUGAAUGUUUCAACGGAAGCUACUAACAUUACAGCUGAUACUAAUGAAACGUCUUCGACAUUGUUACCAGAAUUGAAUGUGUCAACUGAACCUGCUAACAUAACAUCUGAUAUUAAUGAAACGUCUUCGACAAUGUUACCAGAAUUAAAUGUUUCAACGGAACCCGUUAACGUUACAGCUGAUACAAAUGAAACAUCUUCGACAAUGUUACCGGAAUUGAAUGUUUCAAUGGAACCUGCUAAUGUUACUGUUGAUACUAAUGAAACAUCUUCGACAUUGUUACCAGAAUUGAAUGUUUCAACAGAACCUGCUAACGUUACUGUUGAUACUAAUGAAACGUCUUCGACAAUGUUACCAGAAUUAAAUGUUUCAACGGAACCCGCUAAUGUUACUGCUGAUACUAAUGAAACAUCUUCGACAAUGUUACCGGAAUUGAAUGUUUCAACGGAACCUGCUAACGUUACUUUUGAUACUAAUGAAACGUCUUCGACAUUGUUACCAGAAUUGAAUGUUUCAACAGAACCUGCUAACGUUACUGUUGAUACUAAUGAAACGUCUUCGAUAAUGUUACCAGAAUUAAAUGUUUCAACGGAACCCGCUAAUGUUACUGCUGAUAUUAAUGAAACAUCUUCGACAAUGUCACCGGAAUUGAAUGUUUCAACGGAUUCUGCUAAUGUUACUGUUAAUACUAAUGAAACAUCUUCGACAUUGUUACCAGAAUUGAAUGUUUCAACAAAACCUGCUAACAUAACAUCUGAUAGUAAUGAAACGUCUUCGACAUUGUUACCCGACUUGAAUGUUUCAACAGAACCUGCUAUUGUUAUUGUUGAUACUAAUGAAACGUCUUUGACAAUGUUACUAGAAUUAAAUGUUUUAACGGAACCCGCUAAUGUUACUGCUGAUAUUAAUGAAACAUCUUCGACAAUGUUACCCGAGUUGAAUGUUUCAACUGAACCUGCUAACGUUACCGCUGAUACGAAUGAAACGUCUUCGACAUUGUUACCAGAAUUGAAGGUUUCAACAGAACCUGCUAAUGUUACUGCUGAUACUAAUGAAACAUCUUCGACAUUGUUACCCGAGUUAAAUAUUUCAACAGAACCUACUAAUGUUACUGCUG
Molecule: messenger RNA, 1129 nt
Organism: Hylaeus volcanicus
Lineage: Eukaryota; Metazoa; Arthropoda; Insecta; Hymenoptera; Colletidae
Exons: 1
Source: RefSeq, a predicted model, not a curated record